Marchantia polymorpha subsp. ruderalis is the source of this 1360-nucleotide messenger RNA. The record is from the annotation of a GenBank genome assembly. NCBI's taxonomy places the organism in Eukaryota, Viridiplantae, Streptophyta, Marchantiopsida, Marchantiales, Marchantiaceae.
CUAGAACUUCCUAUAUGCUCAUGGUUGGAUACCUGAAAUAUCUGCUUCUCUAGAGCUCAGAAUGAGGUGACAGCCGAGCCACAAAAAGAAAAUACUUGGACUCUGACGCACUGCAACUCAGGUACCACCUCUCACUGAAUCUUCGUCCUGUAUUUGAUCUCCUCAUCGGAUUUCGACAACGCUCCCACCGAGAGGGCGCAGUACUCCAGCUUAGACUUCGAAAACGAAAUCACAGCAUUUUGUCAAGUUUGAGGACGAGCAAUACUUGUCACGAGCUUCGGGCCGAAGAUGUCUCAGAUCAGUUGCGUCCCCUUAAUUGGGAUGCUCCUCUUCUAUGGGGUGCUGGUGGAUGGCUACUAUCCCACCCUCUAUGAUAAUUAUUAUGCCAGCUCCUGUAAAGACGCAGAGUCCGUGAUUCAGCAGACCGUGAGCGCCGAGCUUGACAAGGACCUUAAGCAAGGUGCUGGUCUCAUCCGUAUGCAAUACCACGACUGCUUCGUUGAGGGCUGCGACGCGUCAAUACUGCUCGAUGGACCAGACGCGGAGAAGACGGCUGAUGUGAACGCUCACUUGAAGGGCUUCGACGUGAUCGAUGCCGCAAAAUCGGCCGUGGAGGCAAUCUGCCCGGGCGUCGUUUCAUGCGCGGACAUUAUAGCUUAUGCAGCUCGGGACAGCACGGUCAAGUUAAAUGGUUCGAGCUGGGUGGUGCAAGGAGGAAGAAAAGAUGGUAUUGUUUCCAGCGCCGCCAAUGCUGAAGCUAAUAUUCCACCGCCGACAUUCGAGGUGACGCAGCUCAUCGACGCUUUCGUGCAAAGAGGACUGACUGCAUGGCAGAUGGUGGUCCUCUCGGGCUCGCACACGGUCGGAGUGGGGCACUGCGAUAAGAUUGUCUCGCGGCUCUACAAUUUCGACUCCACAGACUUCACGGACCCAACCAUCGACCCGACGUACGCCGAGCAGCUUAAGGCCGACUGCCCGCAGUUCACUUUCAACACGACCAUCGAGGUGUUCAUGGACGUGCUGACUCCAGGUGAAUUCGAUUCCGGCUACUUCGACACUCUCGAGCAGAGCAAAGGUCUCUUCACUUCCGACCAAUCUCUGUACCUGGACUCGCGGACCAAGAGCUCCGUGGAAGCUCUCAAAGAUGAGGCCAAAUUCGAAGACGAAUUCGCCAAGGCCAUGAUCGCUCUCGGGACCGUCGGAGUAAAAACCCAAGGCCAGGUCCGCACAAACUGCCGUGUGGUGAACAGCUAGGCCCAGCCAGCCAGCAUUUGAUAGACAAAGCUGCCAUUGUGAAAACGUGUCCUAAUCCGAAUUUUCACGGGAUUUCUCAAUAAAGCUAGUACUGCUGCUAUAUAUA